This is a messenger RNA of Chenopodium quinoa (quinoa), 1715 nucleotides long. RefSeq names its product anthranilate phosphoribosyltransferase, chloroplastic-like. The record is from RefSeq and is a predicted model, not a curated record. Gene Ontology annotation, cellular component: cytosol. Gene Ontology annotation, molecular function: anthranilate phosphoribosyltransferase activity. The transcript is spliced from 10 exons. The coding region runs from base 155 to 1375 and encodes 406 amino acids. Gene Ontology annotation, biological process: L-tryptophan biosynthetic process. NCBI's taxonomy places the organism in Eukaryota, Viridiplantae, Streptophyta, Magnoliopsida, Caryophyllales, Amaranthaceae.
UUUAUAAAAGAAAACCUUUAAAAUAUUGCCAAAAUAAUUGGGUUCAUAUUUUUGCAAUCUUCCAUAUAAAUAAUUUUCAUUUUCUUUCUCUUUCUCUAUCAAUCAAAAUUUCAUACCCAAAAUACGUUUACAGAAGAAGACGAAGACAUCACAAAUGGCGUUAUUUCUCUGUCAAACUUCUCCAAUUCCAAUUUCUCUCUCCUCAAAUUUGUCUGCAAUAUCAGCAACAUUUUCAUCAAAACCUCGAUUUCUAUGUCCCAAAUUUGGCGAAACGACGCCGUCUGCUUCGUUCAGUCGACCCCUUUUUGCUGUUCAAUCGAUCAACCAAAAAUCCCAAUCUUUUUCUUCCUUCAGUGAGGUAAUUGAGGGUUUGAUUAAUCGGACUGAUUUGACGGAUUUAGAGGCUGAAUCGUCGUUAAAUUUCUUGCUUAAUGAUCCAAAUGAAUCUCUAAUUAGCGCUUUUCUUGUAUUGUUGAGAGCUAAAGGCGAAACCUUUGAAGAAAUAGUUGGAUUGGCAAAUGCAAUGAUGAAACACUGUAAGAGUGUGGAGGAUUUGGGGGAUGUAGUUGAUAUCGUUGGUACCGGUGGUGAUGGUGCCAACACCGUGAAUAUCUCCACCGGUUCCUCUGUAUUGGCCGCCGCUUGUGGUGCGAAAGUAGCCAAGCAAGGGAACAGAUCAAGCUCUUCAGCUUGUGGGAGUGCAGAUGUUUUGGAGGAAUUGGGGGUUGCCAUUGACUUGGAACCUGAGGGAAUAAGAAGAUGUUUAGCUGAAGCUGGAAUUGGUUUUAUGAUGUCGCCAACUUACCAUCCUGCCAUGAAGGUUGUUAGACCUAUUAGGAAGAAGCUAAAAGUUAAAACAGUGUUUAACAUCCUAGGUCCAAUGUUAAAUCCAGCUCGAGUACCUUUUGCCGUCGUUGGUGUUUAUUCUGAAGAUAUUGUAGGCAAAAUGGCCAAGGCUCUUCAACGAUUUGGCAUGAAGAGGGCAUUGGUUGUACAUUCAGAAGGACUAGAUGAAAUGAGCCCUAUGGGCCCGGGAGUGAUUCUUGAUGUGACUCCCGAUAGAAUAGAGAAGUUCUCUUUUGAUCCAUUGGAAUUUGGCAUUCCUCGUUGUACUGUAAAAGAUUUGAGAGGAGGAGGACCAGAGUACAAUGCAGAGGUAUUGAAGCGUGUUUUAGGAGGAGAGACUGGAUCUAUAGCAGAUGCAUUUGUCUUGAAUGCUGCUGCUGCUCUUUUGGUCUGUGGACAAGUUAGUACCCUUGGUGAUGGAGUAGCCCUUGCUCGAGAAACGCAACAAUCUGGGAAAGCCCUAAAGACAUUGCAGUCAUGGAUAGAUGUAUCAAAUAAAGUGAAAGAAGCUACUGCAAUUGUGGCUUAAUUCUCCACCAGGCGCCCAAAUCUCCUUGAUUGAGGAAGCAUACUGUAGAUUAUCUAUAUAGAGUUGUGUUGUGUUUUUGCUUUCGAGUAUGAUCUGCAUCUCACCAUACCUAAAGUUACCCGGAAAAUCACUCCGCCUUUUUUGGUUUCCUUAUUGCAAGUCCUCUGAUGAUUUGCUUGUGCUUGGACUCUUCCGUUAGUUUCUCAGUAGGAAACUCAUACCAAUGUUGAUUAAGUGUACAGUUCUGUAUUUACAGAGAUUCUCAUUUUUGUAACUCCUUAGUUAAUAAGAAGUCUCGAGUGAACCAUUUUAUACAUCUGGAAGUUAUUUUAUUGAUGAA